Molecule: messenger RNA, 1934 nt
Organism: Carlito syrichta (Philippine tarsier)
Lineage: Eukaryota; Metazoa; Chordata; Mammalia; Primates; Tarsiidae
Product: gamma-enolase
Exons: 9
Coding region: 101-1126 (341 amino acids)
Biological process (GO): glycolytic process
Cellular component (GO): phosphopyruvate hydratase complex
Molecular function (GO): magnesium ion binding; phosphopyruvate hydratase activity
Source: RefSeq, a predicted model, not a curated record
AGGUGUCCUGAAGGCCGUGGACCACAUCAACACCACCAUCGCGCCUGCCCUGGUCGGCUCGGGUCUCUCUGUGGUUGAGCAGGAGAAACUGGACAACCUGAUGCUGGAAUUAGAUGGGACUGAGAACAAGUCCAGGUUUGGGGCAAACGCCAUCCUGGGUGUGUCCCUGGCCGUGUGUAAGGCAGGGGCAGCUGAGCGAGACCUGCCCCUGUACCGCCACAUCGCUCAGCUGGCCGGGAACGCAGACCUCAUCCUGCCCGUGCCGGCCUUCAAUGUGAUCAACGGCGGCUCUCACGCUGGGAACAAGCUGGCCAUGCAGGAGUUCAUGAUCCUCCCGGUGGGUGCCGAGAGCUUUCGGGACGCCAUGCGGCUGGGCGCAGAGGUCUACCACACGCUCAAGGGGGUCAUCAAGGACAAGUACGGCAAGGAUGCCACCAACGUGGGGGACGAGGGCGGCUUUGCCCCCAACAUCCUGGAGAAUAGUGAAGCCUUGGAGCUGGUGAAGGAAGCCAUCGACAAGGCCGGCUACACGGAGAAGAUCGUCAUCGGCAUGGAUGUGGCCGCCUCGGAGUUCCACCGCGACGGCAAAUAUGACCUGGACUUCAAGUCUCCUGCUGACCCCUCCCGAUACAUCAGCGGGGACCAGCUGGGGGCUCUCUACCAGGACUUUGUCAGGGACUAUCCUGUGGUUUCCAUCGAGGACCCAUUUGACCAGGAUGAUUGGGCUGCCUGGUCCAAGUUCACAGCCAACGUAGGGAUCCAGAUUGUGGGUGAUGACCUGACGGUGACCAACCCAAAGCGCAUCGAGCGGGCGGUGGAGGAAAAGGCCUGCAACUGCCUGCUGCUCAAGGUCAACCAGAUUGGCUCGGUCACUGAAGCCAUCCAAGCGUGCAAGCUGGCCCAGGAGAACGGCUGGGGCGUCAUGGUGAGUCAUCGCUCAGGAGAGACCGAGGACACGUUCAUUGCUGACCUGGUGGUGGGGCUUUGCACGGGCCAGAUCAAGACGGGUGCCCCAUGCCGUUCUGAGCGUCUGGCUAAGUACAACCAGCUCAUGAGAAUUGAGGAAGAGCUGGGGGAUGAAGCUCGCUUUGCCGGACACAACUUCCGCAACCCCAGCGUGCUGUGACCCCGCUGCUAGCCUGGAGCCGAGGAGCCUGCCCCAUCCUCCUGGAGCCUCUUUCUUGCCGUCCUGACCUGUGCUAGUUCGCCCGAGACCCCUGAGCCCCAGGGAGCCCAGAGCUCCCCAACUGCCCUGCCGCGGCUGCUCCUUGGCCUCCCAGCCCCUGCCGUCUGCUCCCCCUCCUCCCAGGCCCUGCUCCCUGGGGCCACGCGCUCCACUUUUCCCUUCCCUUCCUCUCGUCCCUCAAAAACUAGGAAUGGGAAUGAGGAUUUUGAGAGGGUCUGUGGAAAACUGGUCAGCACCUGUGGUGGGACAGCGGGGCGGUGUCGAGUUCCGCGAGGGCCCACGCGUCAUUGUGCUUUGCUCUUGCGUGUGUUUCCACAUUGCAUAUGAGCCACGAGCUGGCACUGUGCUGGGCCCGGCAUGCUUGGCUGCGGGUUUGGAGUAUUUAUUCACGCAUUUAUUUAUUCCUCUAUCAUCCUGUCAAUCAUUUCCUCAUAAUUCUGGGGCCUAAAACUGGCCUGACCUGAGGGCACGAGGUUUGUCUCACGUGGAUGCAGAGCCCAAGAUGACCCGGGUGGGAGGUCUUGUUAGAUGGAAAGGGUCGUGGCCUGGGUUCCUUCGUGCGCACUCGUUGGAGCCCAGAGUGGGAGCCGUGUGCCGGGGACGCCUCCCCGAAACACCCCAGCCCUAGUUCCCCACCCUUCCUUCGGCUGCACCAGAGCAACGGCUCGCUCCCCCUGCCACAUUCCAGCUGCCACCAAGUCUGCGGCGUUGACAUGAGCACCACCAUUAAAGUCUGAGUCACAGUGCA